AUGGCCACCAUGUCUCAAAACUUGUUCAAAAGUCUUAUAUUCAUGGCUCUUUUUGUAACAGCCAUGAGCAUAGAUAACAUUUGGUAUGAUGCGCAUGCAACGUUCUACGGUGACAUGAGCGGUAGAGACACCAUGCAGGGUGCUUGUGGCUAUGGAGAUCUUAUAAAACAAGGGUAUGGGCUCGAGACAGCAGCUCUAAGCACUGCACUAUUCAACAAGGGAAGCAGCUGCGGUGCUUGCUUCGAGAUCAUGUGCGUGAAUGAUCCACAAUGGUGCAUUCGAAAUGCCGGCACCAUCAAAAUCACGGCCACCAAUUUCUGCCCUCCAAACUACACUAAACGUGUCGGGAAUUGGUGCAAUCCCCCGCUCAAGCACUUCGACUUGUCUAUGCCCAUGUUCACAAAGCUUGCACCGAUGAGAGCUGGGAUUAUUCCUGUCAAGUUUCGCCGAGUCCACUGCAACAAGAGAGGAGGGGUCAAAUUCGAGAUCAAGGGGAAUCCUUAUUGGUCGCUCGUGCUGUUGUACAAUGUUGGAGGUGCCGGCGAUGUUGCUAAUGUCAAAAUCAAGGGCUCUAGAACUGGGUGGACUCAGAUGACUCGCAAUUGGGGCCAAAAAUGGCAGACCGGCUUGGUGUUGAGAGGGCAAAGCUUGUCUUUCCAAGUGACUACUAGUGAUGGGAAAAUGUUGCAGUUUGACAAUGUUGUCCCGGCUAAUUGGCAAUUCGGUCAAAACUUUGAGGCCAAGACUAACUUUUUUUAG
Corylus avellana is the source of this 759-nucleotide messenger RNA. Its product is annotated as expansin-A23-like. The record is from RefSeq and is a predicted model, not a curated record. Gene Ontology annotation, cellular component: extracellular region. Gene Ontology annotation, biological process: plant-type cell wall organization. NCBI's taxonomy places the organism in Eukaryota, Viridiplantae, Streptophyta, Magnoliopsida, Fagales, Betulaceae.